AUGGAGACGGUGGGAAUACAGGCUCGGGUGUUGAUCUUCUUCAUGGAAUUGGGCAUGCGAGCUUUGUGUUUGUGGUGGUGGGUGAUGUGUGGUCAACGACGAUUGGGGUCCGGUAUCGGCGGCGACGUGAUGACCCUAGUGGUGGCUCUUGUUUGGAGCUCAAUUCAUGGCCUUGUUUUUGGUGACAGGUCUGUUCAGCUCACUUUCGCGACGAAAGAGAUUGAUGUAACGGAAUGGAAAGGGGACCUGCUUGCGAUUGGUGUUACAAAGAAGGACUUGAGGAAAGAUCAGAACUCGAAAUUCGAAAAUCCGAUGUUGAAGAAGCUAGAUUCUUGUUUGGGUGGGGUGUUGGUUGAGGUCUCGACUAAGGAGGACUUCACAGGAAAGUCUGGCCAGUCUACGGUUAUUAGGCUUCCUGGUCUUGGCUCGAAGAGGGUUGGCUUGUUUGGGCUUGGACAAUCUGCUUUUGAAGGUCUGACUUUUGACAGUGGUGGCUACAACAUCAAGACAGGACCUGGCUGUUCAAUUGAGCUUAUGAAGGUUGAUAUGGGAGGUUCAACAGCUGUAUUAGGUGCAGCAAAAGCCAUUGGUCAAAUCAAACCUUCUGGUGUAGAGGUUCAUUUCAUUGUCGCAGCUUGUGAGAAUAUGAUAAGUGGAACAGGUAUGAGGCCUGGGGACAUUGUCACAGCUUCUAAUGGAAAGACCAUUGAGGUCAAUAACACAGAUGUUGAAGGCAGACUGACUUUGGCAGAUGCAUUAGUAUAUGCAUAUGGGAUUCCGCAUGUCAGGGAAAUGUUUUAUCAUGCAUUUAAUGGGUACAUGGACCAUGCUUUCCCACUUGAUGAAUUAAGGCCUCAUUCUUGUGGGGGUGAAGAUAGCCUCGGUGGAUAUGCCCUAACUUUGAUUGAUGCUUUAGAGACACUAGCUUUACUUGGUGAUCGGGAAAGCUUUGCUGCCUCUGUUGAAUGGAUUGGUAAAAACCUUCAGUUUAAAAUAAAUAAGACGGUAUCUGUUUUUGAGGGGGCUGUAGCCAGAGGCCAAAAUGUCAACAACAUUUAUGGGCUGGUUGCAGAUGAACUUGUAGAAGAGUUUUCUGACCCUAUCAAUGGCGUUACAUCCCCUGUUUAG
This is a messenger RNA of Rosa chinensis, 1128 nucleotides long. RefSeq names its product leucine aminopeptidase 2, chloroplastic. Gene Ontology annotation, biological process: carbohydrate metabolic process; proteolysis. The record is from RefSeq and is a predicted model, not a curated record. NCBI's taxonomy places the organism in Eukaryota, Viridiplantae, Streptophyta, Magnoliopsida, Rosales, Rosaceae. Gene Ontology annotation, cellular component: membrane; cytoplasm. Gene Ontology annotation, molecular function: manganese ion binding; mannosyl-oligosaccharide 1,2-alpha-mannosidase activity; metalloaminopeptidase activity.